Molecule: messenger RNA, 786 nt
Organism: Myotis lucifugus (little brown bat)
Lineage: Eukaryota; Metazoa; Chordata; Mammalia; Chiroptera; Vespertilionidae
Gene: PSPN
Product: persephin
Exons: 2
Coding region: 188-649 (153 amino acids)
Molecular function (GO): growth factor activity; receptor tyrosine kinase binding; glial cell-derived neurotrophic factor receptor binding
Source: RefSeq, a predicted model, not a curated record
UAGAAGGAAAGAAUGUGGGACAGAGGGAGUUGGCCUGCCUGGGUCUGAGGAUGUGGGAGACAAGCUGGUGGGGGACAUGGGGCCUUCGUGCCCAUACAGCAUCCGGCAGUGAAGAGGUUAUUCCCAGCCCGGAUGGGGAUAAAUUGAGGGCGCAGGACCUCUCCGUCCUCAGGACCUGCUCGUCACAAUGGCCAUAGGAAGAGUCCUGCUCGGCUCUCUGCUGCUCCUAUCCCUGCAGCUGGGCCUCGGCGGGAACCCGAGUCCUCCAGGGGCUCCAGUGGUGGAGGGAACACCCUCGUCCGAGCCAGCCACAGACACAGGGACCUGGAAGGCACAGCUGGGUGCCCGCCUGCGCCGAGCCCCGGCUGGCCCAUGCCAGCUGCGGAGCUUGGCCCUGCCAGUGGUGGAGCUGGGCCUGGGCUAUGCUUCGGAGGAGACGAUCAUCUUCCGCUACUGCGCUGGCAGUUGUCCCCGAGGUGCCCGCACCCAGCACAGCCUGACGCUGGCCUGGCUGCGGAGCCAGGGCCGAGCACAUGGAAGCCCCUGCUGCCAGCCCACCCGCUAUGCUGACGUGGCCUUCCUGGAUGAUCACCACCACUGGCAGUGGCUGCCCCAGCUCUCAGCGGCUGCCUGCGGCUGCAGUGGCUGAGGGUGCCCAGACGGGGCCCUGCAGGCACUCCAGAGGUCUGAUGACUUAUUUAUUGGAGACCUGGAUGCCCAGAUGAUGAGAAGAUGGGGUGGGCUGGAGAUGCCAGCAAGGGACACAAUAAAGGAAAUUGAUCCUGG